Molecule: messenger RNA, 2044 nt
Organism: Vigna radiata var. radiata (mung bean)
Lineage: Eukaryota; Viridiplantae; Streptophyta; Magnoliopsida; Fabales; Fabaceae
Product: transmembrane protein 45B-like
Exons: 1
Coding region: 476-1411 (311 amino acids)
Source: RefSeq, a predicted model, not a curated record
UAAAUUCCGUUGUAGAGCAUAAUAAUUUAUUAAAAUGUUACUAAUUUGAAUCAUAAAUUCAUAUGUAACAGUUAGGUUUUGUCCAUAGUUGGAGAAUGGUACAAAAUUGUAUUGUGAGAGAAUGUGGCUGUUAGUCUGAAAUUUCCUUAAUGGAACCCAAAGGCUUUUCUUACUUGGCGUAAAAUACCAAAGCCUUUAUUUGGCUUAUGAGACACGCACAAAUCACACCAACCUUUUCCCUUGUGAAAGGAGGUUCCUUGGCUUCACUUAUCAUAACUAAUUUCAUCCACUUCCAAAAUAACAGCUCUAUAAAAGAUCCUCUCAUUUGGUGUGACCUUUGGAACAUAAAACACUUGUGUUAGUGUUUAUUUACUCAUCAUAACUAACUCGAUACUACAUUUCCUUUUUUUUUCUUUAGUUACUGUGUUGGAAUUUUCUUUUCCUCUUUCUUUCUUGUGUUGGCCUAGCAGGCACUAUGCUAGAGGGGCAUCAGCUUUUGGGGUUUGGCUUCUUUCUAGUUGGUUUAUGGCACUUCUUCAACCACGUUAAGCUCCAUGCCCUUAGUUCCAAGUCCUACACAUCAACCCUAUGGUUUCCCACCACAAUAUCCAGAUACUUGGAGCUCCACUUCAUCAUGGCAAGCUGCACCAUCUUUAUUGCCAUGGAGCUCUUCAUUGCUCCCAUUCAUCACCAACCAUUUGACCCUGAUGGAACCAUUCCCUCCACCCAUCUCCACAACUUUGAACACUCCUCCAUGGCCAUGGCUUUCUUGGUGUAUGCCAUCUUUGCCAUAGUUCUUGAUAGAAAAUGCAGCAAAGCUCAAAAUGAGCUAACUCAUUUGCUGGGAGCCAUAGCUUUUACACAACAAUUUCUUCUUAUCCACCUUCACUCUAGAGAUCACAUGGGACCAGAAGGCCAAUACCACUUUUUGUUGCAACUUUUGAUUCUUAUUUCUUUGGCUACUACCCUCAUGGGAAUUGGCAGGCCUAAGAGCUUCUUGGUCUGCUUUGUACGUUCUGUGAGCAUUGUCUUCCAAGGUGUGUGGCUUAUGAUCAUGGGGUUCUUGCUUUGGACACCAGGAUUUCAACCCAAAGGUUGUUUCAUGCACCUUGAAGAAUCUGAUGAAUAUGUGGUGAAAUGCAGUGACGAUGAGUCUCUUCAUCGUGCUAUCUCCUUGGUGAACAUUCAAUUCAGCUUCUUGUUGAUUGGAGUCACUGUUUUCGCCAUGUCUUUCUAUUUGAUUAUUGUUAGAAGAUAUGCUGAAAAGGUGGAGUAUGUUUCAUUGAUAAAGGAGGAACAUUACCGUGAAGAAGAUGGAUUUGUGAAACCAAAGGGCGCUAUCGACGACGUUGAAAAUAGCAUGGACGUUGAAUCCCAAUCUCCAAAGAAAAGCAAGCAAGAACAUAUUUAAAUAGAACACUUUGUGAAAUCAAAGGCAUUACUGGUGUAAGUGGUCCGUUUUCAACAUAAUUAUUGUAAAAAUUAAUACUUUUAUUGUUAUGAUUUAUUGGUGUUCAUGGUUUUAGUCAAUUUAAAAGAUAACUGUUUUCGUUGAAAAAUACUAGUAGUCUCUAAAGAUUUGUCAGAUAGGAUAACAAAUUAACUCUAGUGCAAAUAUAUUGCUUAAAUUAAACUCUACUUUGCGAUAAAUUAUUAGCGACAACGCGGUUAUUCCGAGUAUACUAAACGUUAAAUAGAAAAACACUAUUCACAAAACCAUGACUUGCACAGCAUAGCAGCCUGUCAGAACGAAAGAAGACAACAUCUCAACUAUAAGACAAUGAUAACUGAAAGCACACAAGUCUUAGCUCUACCAAACAUAAGAUAACAUGACCCCGGUCUAGUUCUAUGUUCGCAGGAUUUUGUGAAGUUUGUCUAUUGUAUCAUUUGCAAUUACCUGUUUUUUAAAUGACAAAUGUUGAGCGAAGAUUGUUGGUUGCAAGAUGGUGUUUAACUAUGACUUCUGAUGUAUUUCUAUUUUGCAAGUGUUAUUUACUUUUUACACAGAAAAGUAUAUUCUCCAUUUGAAAAUAGUAUUCAAAGG